Candida albicans SC5314 is the source of this 1392-nucleotide messenger RNA. RefSeq lists its product as uncharacterized. The record is from RefSeq and is a predicted model, not a curated record. The transcript has a single exon. NCBI's taxonomy places the organism in Eukaryota, Fungi, Ascomycota, Pichiomycetes, Serinales, Debaryomycetaceae. The coding region runs from base 1 to 1392 and encodes 463 amino acids.
AUGUUUGUUUCAAUUAAAUAUGAUCCUGAAAGAUUUAAAUCCCUACAUUCAUCAGCUAAUACACCUCAUACCGGUAGAACAACUAGACGAUCGUCUAUGCCAGAUUAUACCAAUACUACCAUAGCCCUAUCGACUAAAUAUAACACUAAUACUAGUACUUCUAAUUCCCAAUCAUCAUCGUUCACACUGUCACCUACAAAAAUCGUCAAAUUUAAAUAUAAUAGUCGAAGGUUUGUAAAUUCUCCUGCAUCCACUAAUUCUGGAAUAUUGAAUAAUACCCCAGAAUUUAAACCAGAUAUAAACAAUAAAUCAGUGUCUACUUCACCAACUACAGGAAUCAAAUCAUUAAAUAAUGCAGAUAAAAAUAUGCGUGGCAAAUAUGAUAUGAAAGAACGGACACCAACAGCAGAAUCACAAACAUUUGAUAUCAAUUCAAGUCCAAUUAAAGACUCAAGAACUGCCACAACUAAAACUAGAACUCCAUCAGUGGUUUCUACGCCUUCACAAACUCCAGCUCGUACACCUACCCCGACAUCAACUUCAGUCACUACCCCUAAUCACCUAAUUUCAAUCAUACCAGUAUCAAAAGAACUAUCUCGAAUGACAAACGAAAUGAAACAAAUGAUAGAUUCAAUGAAGAAGUACAAUGAAGGUUAUGUUGUUCCCACUACUUCUUCAACCCCUGUUAGUACUAAUACAGAAAAACUUUUUAAUAGGAAACAUAUCAAUGGUGAUCAAGGAGGAUCGAAAAAUAAUAAUAGUACCGGUGGUAGUGUCAGUGUUAACUCGAUUAAGCACAAUUUGGAGAUUGAAAAUCGAUGGUAUAAAAAUAUGUACGUUGUGAGUGAUAGAUUGAAUUUUAUGAAAGAAGUUUACAAGGCAGUAAAUAAAUUAAAAGAGAAGAAAAUCGCUGCAGAAGCUGCAGCUGCCACUACUAGUACUACCACUGCUGAUGACACUACAUCUACUACUGUUCCUGCUGCUACUACGGCAGAAACGGCAACUACUACCAGUAUUACCACUCCCACUAGUAACAAUGAUAAUAUAAACAACACUGAUCAUGAUAAAGAAUUGAAAGUAAAGGAGAAAAUUAAGUUAAUGAUGAUGAUGGGAAGUAGUAGUCCAGUGAAGAAUGAAAGAGAGGAAUAUACUGACAAUGGACUGAGUCCUGUAAAGCUGUCAGCAUUGGAAAAUAAUGAUAGUUUUGGGAAAAACUAUAAUGAUGAGGAUGGGGAUGACGAUGAGGAAGACAAUGAAGAUGAAGAUGAAGAUGAUGGGGAUGAUAGUGAAGAAAGAAUGGGAUUUGAUAGUAAUAGUCGUCGUCGUAAACGUCGGCAUCGUUCUAAUGGUGAGAGCAGCAAUGGUGACAUUGUUGAUAUCAAGGGUGUAUAA